This is a messenger RNA of Paralichthys olivaceus (Japanese flounder), 5157 nucleotides long. It is a transcript of the gene spats2, whose product is annotated as spermatogenesis associated serine rich 2. Gene Ontology annotation, cellular component: cytoplasm. NCBI's taxonomy places the organism in Eukaryota, Metazoa, Chordata, Actinopteri, Pleuronectiformes, Paralichthyidae. The record is from RefSeq and is a predicted model, not a curated record. Gene Ontology annotation, molecular function: protein binding.
UGGCAACCCAGAGGGAGUGUGGUCGCCGAGAACCGGAGCAGCGGCGGAUUGUCCGCCACAGACCGACCGACGACAGGAGCUCCGCCGACCCGCUUCCUGAAGCCGCCGCUCACUUCUCCUGCCGAAGACAAAUUAAGAUCAAGCUGGUGAAGAAGCAAAAAGAGAACUUCUUCUUUAUGGUGGAGGACUGAUCUCGACCUCAUCAUUCCGGCCCUCCUGCCAGUUCUGUCCGUCGCUGGCGUCUCAAAAGAGAAACCCUCGAGGUGAAAGUUACCACACGUGGAGUCGUCAUUUGAGCACCAGCUUAAACAUAUUCAAACGGUUAUUUUACAUUCUGGACGAAGGUUAAAACCAAGAAUCUCUCUCAUACGUCUUUGUAACAACAUGGCAAAGAAAAACAGCCAAAGGGAUACAUCUGGUGUGGUGUUCGACACUCGCUCAAAAAUGGUCAUGUCCCAGGGAGGAACGGCGGAGAGAAUGAAGGAGAAGAUCAGUGCUGUCAGAGCAGUCGUCCCCAACAAAAGCAACAAUGAGAUUGUGCUGGUGUUGCAGCAUUUCGAGAACUGUGUGGACAAAGCUGUGCAGGCUUUCUUAGAAGGAAGUGCAAUUGAGAUCCUGAAAGAGUGGAAUGUCACAGGCAAAAAGAAGCCCAAGAAGAAAAAGAAGCCCAAGCCUCAGCCCGAGGCCUCAGCAGAGCUUGCUCCACCUGAGGCCACGUCGGCCGGGGAGGGCAAGGAUGAGAUGAACGGUUUUCAUGCCAACGGAUCGGUGAUGGACGGAGAGUCACUUGAUUCUCUGAGUGAGCAGUUGGACUCGGCUUCCCUCGACGCAGCAGAGCUGGACUCUGAACCCGCCACGUCUGAAACAACUGGUGCAGAAGCAGAAAGUCAAGGUCGAGCUCAGAGUCCCGUGUCUCAGCAAGAAGUGCGAAAUCAUCAGGGUCCCAGAGGCAACAAGUCCCGCCGCAGGCUUGGCUCAAAUUCACAUCCCUCCACCUCCUCAUUAGGACCCACCAUUGAUGAACAAGGGUCCCCAGCGGUCAAGAAGAUCGCUUCCACCAUUGACCGCUCUGUGAAGGACCUGCAGAGAUGCACCGCUUCACUGACCCGCUACAGGAUGGUGGUCAAGGAUGAGAUGGACUCGUCAAUCAAGAGGAUGAAGCAGACGUUUGCCGAGCUCCAGAGCUGUUUAAUGGACCGAGAGGUGACUCUACUCUCAGAGAUGGAUAAAGUGAAAGCAGAUGCCAUGGUGAUUCUGGACGCUCGGCAGAAGAGAGCAGAGCAGCUCAGACGGCUGACGGACAAGUCAGCGUCCAUGUCUGAGGAGCAGUUGACUGAACUGCGCGCAGACAUCAAGCACUUUGUGAGUGAGCGUAAAUACGAUGAGGACCUUGGGAAAGCAGUAAGAUUUACAUUUGAUCUGGAGCCGCUGAAGACGAGCAUCUCAGGGUUUGGAUCAGUUUAUCAUCCACGCACAGGUUACUCAAAUCGGUCCCGUUGCAGCUCCACGUCCUCUUCUGUCGCCAGCCCGAGUCUCCAGGAAACUCCUCCUCCCCCCACCCAGACCCAAAGCACCCCCGGUGAAAACCGCCCCCCGCCAAACAAACAGAUUUUCCAGGGCAACAGGCGUACUUUCCAGGGACACGGCUUUCACUCGGGAGGUCAGCGGUAUAACGGCGGUUCUUACAAUGAGAGGAAUGCUGGUCGUGCUAACCACCGCUACCAUAGCGAUGGCGCUCAUCCUUCACAGCACUCCAACAACUCGAGAGCUCCCGCCCACCCCUCCUCGUCCUCCCACAACCAAGACCGAUCGUCUCACAACGGGCUGCCACAGAGGCCUCCGCGGACGCACUGCCCUUGACAUUGGAAAUCCUGGUCUCGAUCAAACCCCUCGACUAACCCCUGCACUCUCCUCCCUGUACCCACCCACCCCCACCCCCCCGACGCCCUGCACACACCAUACUAACUCCUCUCAAUGAAGAAUAGAACACAAGUUUACAUACUUCCAUCAGUUGAGCUCUAGUGCCACCUCUCAUCAGUCCACUCAUCCUUCAAACUUGAAACGCUCUCACUGUUGUGUAGUCGCUCUUUCUUUCUUCUUCUCUCAUCCUGGUUUAGGUAGUAGCUUCUAUCUUUAGCCCCUUUGAGAGUUCUCACCGCGACGCUAUCGACAGAUCGUUCUUCAUCUUCUUUGCUUUUGAGCCGUCUGCCGGACGCAGCGACACAACGGUUUGUGCACUAUUGAAGUCGGACUCGUAGUACUGUUUCUAUUUCUGCGGUGGCGUAUGUCGGCUCUCUGAUUUGCACCUCAACUUUUUUUUUUUUUUUUUGUUCUUCUUGUCUCCCGGAACCAUUUCAAUGCCUUCGCCGUGGACGUGGUCGUGAAAGUGCAAAAGUAGUUCUAGCGUGAGCAGGGAUCAGGAGAGUAGACCUGCGAUCAACACUACAGACUAUUGUUAAUCUCUGCAAAGUAAAAAAAAAAAAAUCAUAGAGGACAUAUCAAACUAUAAUCCAGAGCUUUUCUUACGGCUGCUACCGACUUUAGGGAAUUUGUUAAAGCUGGGACUUAAAAGAGGAAACUCUGUGAACUCUUAAAGGAAAAGUUUCCAACAAUUUUGGGAAAUUCGCUCCUUUGCUUUCUGGCCCGAGCGUUAACGUUCAGACACGAGCGGCAUCGAUAUUCUUUCAGUAUGAAGCUACAGCUAGCAGCUAAUUAGCUCACCUUGGUGUAAACAACAGAACGCUCAUGUUACCUUUUCUUCUAACUCUCGGCCAGAAAGCAAAUAACAACAUUUCCCAAAACGUUCGAUGAUUCCUGUAACUUUGCUCCUCGCAGCGACGUGUCGUCCCGACCGGCGAGGUGCCGUGCUGCUGCUCUCGGCUUGUCAUUUGUUUCGUAACAAAGCGAGGGCUCGUUACCUUUUGUAGAACUAUGUGAGAGCAUAAGUUUAAGAGCUAGCAACAAAGGAAACUGUCCACAUGCGGCUUCAUGUUAGUUCUCCACAUUGUUCCGUGGCUUUUCAUCCACAGACGCAGUUUUUUUUUUGUUGUUGUUGUUGUUAAAUGCACACAAACAGCAUUUUUCUGACGUGCUUGCCUUUGGUCACAGAGCGACUUCACAUUUGCCUUUUUACAAACGUCUGCAUCACGACGGCUCUUUCAACAGAUGGCGCAUGCAGAUAAAACGGAGAGUAAGUUGCAAGAUCUUCUCUUCCUCUUUUUUAUAUCCUCACUUUAUCUCGUCUGUGAAAGUAGAAUCGAUCGAGCGCAUUGGAAGGUUGUUAUCGACUUCACAGACCUUUUUUCUAUCGCUUCCGAUUAGACGCUGCAAGGCCGUCGAUGGGUUAAUCUCUUCGUAUCGCCAACAAAAGGCUGGUGAAUACCUCAUUGCUGAUCUUUUGACGCGACCUGUUAUUGUACAGUUUUCUCGCAGCUGGUUCUGAGGAAGAGACGAGAACCACCCGAGUGAACCACCAUUUGUUUUCUUGUCGUUAUGAACCGAUGCUGAGCUGAGAGGCUGUCGAGUCGAACUGUCCGUUAGUUAUAGCUGCGUUUCCUUCAUGUGUCGUCUUCCCUCCAGCAGACUUUUAGAGGGAGAUUUUGAAAAGAAGUUUAUUUUUGGUUUGUUUCUUCUCCCAGUUUUUGUUUCUUAAUCAGCUUUUCUGAUCAUAGGGAGGUUUUUUUUUUUUUUUUUUUUAUUAAGAAAGAUUAUGUUCUUGAGUAUUUUGGGGAAAUUAGUUCUCAAUUGUUUGGAGCUUUUGGAAAAUUUGUGCUGUUUGACAGUUUGACUUAAAGGAAUUUGAAAACAAUUGGGAAAUACGCUGUUUUACUUUGUUAUCUAGAGAUUUAAAAAAAAAAAAAAAGGAAAACAAGUAAUUAAAGAUAAUGAAAUUUAUGCUUUGUCUUCUGAAGGAAAAAAUUCAGGGAUGAAGAAUAAGCUUCCGGGAUUGUCUCGUCCAAACAGGGUUCAGAAACAGGAGGAAACUGAAGUUUACGUCGAAACGACAAUCAGUUUGAUAGUGCGGCAGGUGAUGGUCUUCAGUUGUAUUUUCAAAUUGCUUUCAUUUUUUUCAAGUAAAUGACUCAGAAAACCUGACGCCAGAUGAAUCUGUUCCUCUACGGAGACGAGAGGUCGAAACCAAUCGAUUUAUUAUCAACACGUUAAUCGACGUGUGAAAAACAAAACAAGAUGAAUCAAUAAUCAAAAUUGAUGCCAAUGAAAUUUUCUGUCUACAAUUUAAUCAACUAAUCAUUUCAGCUUUUGAGUUCAGUUUGUACCAGGAGGUGAACAAAUGUUUUCUCCCCCUCGGGUGGAUCCAAUGAUCCAACUCUCGGUAAGAAAGCGAAAAAGUGUAUUUCCUGAAAAGUUGAACUGCUCCUUUAAGUGCUUUCUGAGGUUAUCAUGUCACAGAGAUUUUUAUUGACUGAAGUUGUUUGAAAAUCUAGAAUAAAGAGCUCGACCAGUUUCUCUGCGAAUCGACGGCGAGCCGCGGUGUGAACCGAUCGAAGCUGCAGGACGCUCGAAACGAUUCAGCUUUUACUCCAGAGGAUCUCCUGUUGGAGACGCUGGACUCAAUCAGAACUCAGAGGGAGAGACGGUUUAGUUUCCUCAUCUGGGAUUUUGUCUGUCUCGCUUUAACCACUUUUUGUUGUUUCACAUUCCAAACUGUAGGAAUAUUAGUUUAUCGCCAAAGAAAUAAUCGUCCCGUUUAUUUUUUUUUUUUAAGAAAAAAGUUGCUGCCUUUCUGUUUGUCUUCGUUUUUCAACAUUUCCAAAGGGUAAAAAUCCAACACUUCUCCUUUUCUAUUUUCUCCUCCUUUACUUUCUGAUUCCUUACUGUGUAUAUACAUAUAUGUAGCUUUAUAAUUUUGUGCUCACAUAGGGCAUUUUGUAUGUGAUAUUCAUAUUAGGCAAAAUGGAGGUUAAAACAUCUAGUCCAUUCAUUCUUCCAGUAGAGCCUGUGUCCUCCUCCAGACGGUUUCUCUGAGACAACUGUAAACUCAAGUGCCUUUUCUUGUCUCCCACCGAUUCAUCGACGUCCCCUCCACCAGAGUAUGGACCAAAGACAUCAGCCGUCCCCAACACCCCUGCGCUCUCUUUCUCCCUCUCACUGAAUGGCACACUUUUCAUUUACUACGAAUAAACCGUUUGCAAUACA